AUGGGCAACCGUAGUCUCGCACUGAUUCUCUUCCUUCUCAUCAUCCCAAGCCGGUCAGCGGCCAUCUUGGAGUGGCUGCCGUUCUCCGCCUCCCGGGCAUCCGAAGGUCCGGCGGCGGCGCCGGACGACCGGCGAGCCCAGUUCUCUGUGGAGCCCUUCAACGACGAAAGCGGGAAGAAGAUUCUGGCAGACGCGAGGACGAAGCUGCUCACCUUGAACUCCUGCUGGCAGGAGGCCUACCGCGGUCUCUUCUCCAGCUGCUCGGAGAUCAUCACCGACGAGGAGAAGCACUCCAGACUCGCAUGGCAACUCAGCGACUGCUUCAUCAGGGACUCUGGCCGGCCCGCCGUCCCCGUCUGCACCGCCAGAUCCGCCAUGAAAGAUUGCAGGAAGAAGCUCAGCGACUUCGAGCACGAGAUCUACCUCCAGUUCUUCAUCCAGACCAACUCCCUCUGUCAUCAACUGCAGUUGAGUUCGGAUCUGAACUGUCUUCUCUGCUUUUCUCUCUUGUCCGGAUGAUGUUGAAUCUCCAUGAGCAGGGCUGGUGCCUUCAAGCGAGAGACAGAGAGGCUGGUGAAUGAGCUGAAGAGAUCGGCGCAGGCUGCCGAGGAUACGUUAGAAAGCAUCGAAGGGAAAUCGCAGCUGCUUCUCGAGAGCUCAAGCAAGAUCCAGGAUUCGUUGAUCAUGGUGGAUUCGCAGACUCGGAAGCUGGCGCAAGCGUCGAGUAACGUAGAAGCUCAGAUCGUCGAUGUGUUGAAGCAAUCAAUGGUUAUCUCUGAGCAGACUAAGGGGAUUAGGGUUUCCCAGGGAGCGGUUCUGGAGGGGCAGGUGGAGAUGAAGCAGAAGCUGGAGUCAGGCAUGGCGGUUCUGCAGGAGUCGUACGAGAAUCUGGGCACCGGAAUGGAGAAACUCAGAUCAGAGGCGACGGAGAUGGGUAGGAAGAUCAACGAAGUCGGAGACCUGAUGAACUCGAAGAUGCGGAACCUCCAGAACACAGCAGAUGACAUCGGACGCAUCGCCCUGACCUCCCUUGAUAAUCAGAAGCAACUGGUGGAUGGGCAAACCAGAGCUCUCGAAGAACUGAAGCAUCUGACCAAGUUUCAAUCCGAUGCACUUGAAGAAAGCAGGUACGAGGUUUGGGGAAGAUCAAAAAGAUAAUCCUGAGAAAGGAAGUGUCAUCGAUUCCAUCUGGUUCUCAUUCCAGGAGCACUCUACAGAAUCUGGUCGCAUUCGGACACAAGCAACAGGAGGAACUGCUUCUUAGUCAGGAACAGAUCCAGGAUGCACACAACCGCCUGUUUCAAAGUUCGCAAUCGAUCUUGGCAGCUCAGGCACGCUUUCUUUGAAUUCAAAUACUCGGAAUGUUCUCGGGUCUUUCAGUCGAACCUACGGAUCAAGCUCGAGAUCUCAAUUUCCUCUGCAGGAAGAAUUCGAAAGGAAGCAGGCGAACAUCUUCGCAGCUUUGGAGAAGCUCUUCGCCCUGCACAAUGCCAUUCUCCUCGAGUCGCGCUUCAUCAAAUCCAUCUUUUUCUACUCCUGCAUGAUCUUCUUCCUCUACUUGCUGACCAGCACCAAGCAAGCCUUCAACGUGAGAGCUCGCCUCUACCUCGGUAUGUGCUCCUCCAAUCGUUUUCCCCACGGAAGAUGAAAAACCUCGCUGAUGAAACCUAUUCUUCUCCAGGAUUAUGCAUCACAUUCAUAGUAGAGUUCGCGACGAUCCGACUCGGGGGAGACGGCGUUCACCAGCAAGCUCGAAUCGCAUCCAGGAUUUCCCUCCUCAGAUCUUCCUUCCUAAUUGCCUCUGCUCUUCAGAUUCUGCACUCAAUUUUCACGUACAGGUGAGAGCGUCCUCUCCCUACCGCAAUAAACGUACUGGAUGACAAAAUCCAACUUGCGAAAUCCGCAGAGACUACGAGCUGUUAAACCACCGACUGUUGCAGAGGCUAACAGAGAAGAUCGAUGCGAUAGAACAGAACACAGGUAUGGAUCCGGGGCAUCAGAAGCAUCAUAAGAAUCAUAAGCUAAACGCGGAUCAAUCACCAAAGAAAAUCGUGCAGACUGAUCUGUGACUUCCUUUAGGGAAAUAUCUUCUACCAUGGAACGACGACGCGGACAGCGACUUCAGCGGGUAUUCAUGGAUAGACCAAGAACUACCGGAAGAAGUCAACAGCAGAGAAGAUCCCGACUACGAAUUGCCGGAGGGAGCUAGAGACGACAACACUGCUCGCUUGGCUUCGAGCGGGAGGAAGUACGAGCUUCGUCCCCGGCGCCGGCCAUGA
Spirodela intermedia is the source of this 2279-nucleotide messenger RNA. Lineage: Eukaryota; Viridiplantae; Streptophyta; Magnoliopsida; Alismatales; Araceae. The record is from the annotation of a GenBank genome assembly.